AUGCUCAACGCAGACCCACGCCACGCCGCUUGCGGCCGGGUGGUCGGCCUCAACAAGAAGAUGGGCCACCGCGCCCUGCCGAACUGCGCCUGGUACCUCAACCUCGUGGGCCACACCGUGCUCCACACCGCCGCCUACUACUUCCGGCACGAGCUCCCAAAGACGGAGCCGGUGGCGGCGACGCUCCUCUCGCUCGACACCACCGUGCGGGAGAUGCGGGCCGACUGGUUUUAG
This is a messenger RNA of Emiliania huxleyi CCMP1516, 234 nucleotides long. RefSeq lists its product as hypothetical. The transcript is spliced from 4 exons. NCBI's taxonomy places the organism in Eukaryota, Haptophyta, Isochrysidales, Noelaerhabdaceae. The coding region runs from base 1 to 234 and encodes 77 amino acids. The record is from RefSeq and is a predicted model, not a curated record.